AUGAAUAAUUUCAACGGGAUCUUGUUUGGUGUCUUUUUUGACGGCAGUCUCAGGUGUACUCUGUGUGUAGAUGAACGCCUGGGUUUGCGAGUUUUCUUCACGGGACCCUCGGGACCUUCGGCAAAUGAUCCCGAUGAGAUGGACAGUACACUGUGAAGAGAUUCCUCGUCUUCGGACACUUCUUCAAUAGUCGCUGGUUUGUGGGUCUCGGGCACUCGUAGAAGAAUUUCCGGAGGUUCUGUUUCUCUCAUCAGUUUCGAUACCAACAAUUCCAUCUCAUCAAGACGUAGGUUGAGGAGAUUGACAUCGUCGAACAGGUGA
This is a messenger RNA of Haemonchus placei, 321 nucleotides long. Lineage: Eukaryota; Metazoa; Nematoda; Chromadorea; Rhabditida; Trichostrongylidae. The record is from the annotation of a GenBank genome assembly.